Messenger RNA from Chiloscyllium plagiosum (whitespotted bambooshark), 2240 nucleotides. Lineage: Eukaryota; Metazoa; Chordata; Chondrichthyes; Orectolobiformes; Hemiscylliidae. The record is from RefSeq and is a predicted model, not a curated record.
AUUUAAAUCGCUAGCGAGUCGUUGUUUGAGAUGAAUCAUUCUCUUCUGGGAGCUGCAGCCUGAGAGGAACUUGCUGUCAGGACUACUACUCCCACAGUGCUUCACAGCUCUCGUCGGUGAAUCUUUAAUCUCAGUUGGAAAGAGGAAGGACCGGCUGGUUCAAAAAACAAGCUACUCUCUGGAGGAAACAGUCAAGACGGGAAAUGCGCUGAACAGGUGGCAGGCCGGGGGUGGUUUGCGUUUUGAGUUUAAUUCUGCUCCCUUCUGUCUGUGUGAUCACAGCCAGAGCCGCCUGGGCGAUGGAGAACUGGCGGCAGUGUGCCAACUGGCUGAUCGAGUGUAAAGUGUUGCCCCCCAACCACAGGGUGACCUGGGCCAACGCUCAGGUCUGCGACUUGGCCUGGGCUCUGAGAGAUGGCGUCCUCCUCUGUCAGCUCCUCAACAACCUCCGGCCUCACUCCAUCAACCUCAAGGAGAUCAACCUGCGGCCUCAGAUGUCCCAGUUCCUUUGCCUCAAGAAUAUCCGGACCUUUUUAAACGCGUGCUGCGAAAAAUUCAACAUGAAGAAGAGUGAACUGUUUGAAGCCUUCGAUCUGUUCGAUGUACGCGAUUUUGCCAAGGUCAUCGACACUCUGUCCUAUUUAUCAUAUACUCCUAUAGCGCAAAGGAAAGGGAUCUGUUCCUUUCCAACAGAAGACAGCUUGGCUGAUGAUGAUAUCUACAGUGGUCUUUCUGACGUCAUUGAUGACACUGGAGAGGAAGAUGAUGACCUUUAUGAUUGUGUGGAAAAUGAGGAUGAUGAAGGAGGUGAAAUUUAUGAAGAUCUGAUGAGGCCUGAGGUUGCAUUGUCCGCGCCUCAGAAAAUGACUGACUUAGACAAACGGAAUUGCUGCCUUCAGGAAAUCAGACAGACGGAGGAGAAGUACACGGAAACAUUAGAGUCCAUACAUCAGCAUUUUUUUAGACCAUUACAUCGGUUUCUCAAUACGUACGACUUAGAGAACAUAUUCCUGAACAUCGAGGAACUAUUGAAUGUGCACAGAAGUUUACUGGAGGAAAUCCAAAUCUCAAUCAAAAUGAACAAUGCCCAGAAUCUCUAUGAAAUCUUCAACAAUUACAAGAAAAGGUUGUUACUGUACGGACGAUACUGCAGCCAAGUCGAGGCAGCUACCAAACACCUGGACAAGAUCGCGAGCAUAAGGGAAGAUGUUCAGAUGAAGCUACAGGAAUGUUCCAACAGAGCGAACAAUGGACGGUUCACCCUACGAGAUCUCUUGAUGGUGCCCAUGCAAAGAGUCCUCAAGUAUCACCUUCUGCUUCAGGAGUUAGUGAAACACACCACCGACAAAACAGAACAGGGGAACCUCCGAACAGCUCUGGAUUCGAUGAGGGAUUUGGCCCAAUGUGUAAAUGAAGUGAAACGUGAUAGUGAGACUCUCAAACAAAUCACAAGCUUCCAGUUAUCGAUAGAAAAUCUGAACCAAUCAUUAGCUGGUUACGGCCGACCCAAAACAGAUGGAGAGCUACGUUUAAUGACUGUGGACAAACGCUCCAAGCAAGAUAGAUAUGUAUUCCUAUUUGAUAAAGCUGUUAUUAUCUGCAAACGGAAAGGAGAGAAUUAUGAAAUGAAGGAAAUUAUUGACCUACAGUAUUAUCAGAUACGGGAUGACCCAAUAGGGAGCAGAGAAACCAAAAAGUGGAGCCAUAUGUUCCUACUCAUUGAGGCUCAUGGGCAACAUGGCUAUGAGUUCUUCUUCAAGACCAGGGAGCUGAAAAAGAAAUGGCUGGAGCAGUUUGAGAUGGCUUUAUCGAACAUCUUCCCAGAGAAUGGGAGCUCAAACAACCAUGAUUUUCGGAUGCACUCGUUUGAAGAGUCAGCAACAUGCAAGGCGUGUCAGAUGUUACUCAGGGGCACCUUCUUCCAGGGUUAUCGCUGCAGCAAGUGCAAGUCCGCAGCUCACAAGGAAUGUUUAGGGAGGGUCGCUCCGUGUGGAAGGCAAGACAGUGGAUCAUCGACUUUGACCAAGAGUAAAAGUAACAGAAUUGCUCCAAGCCGUGCAGUCAAAGCAGGUUUGCCCAAAACGGAAGUCUGCCAAGAAUAUUUCGGGAUGCCUCCUCCACCCGUAGCGUUCGGACCUGCUCUGAAGCUGCUUCUAGGGGAUAUCAUUGAACUCACCAAAGCAGAAGUGGAGCAGCAGUGGUGGGAGGUGAGCUGCACAGACUGAUUUGUGUCAUCCCGG